UUUCCCCGCAUUUAAUUUGCAUCCAAAUAUAGCUGCGCGAGGCAAGUAAGAUGUAUUAUUAGUAUAUCAGAGAAAGUCAAAUGUGAUUCAUACAAUAGAAAAUGGGGUGAGGAUGGUCUUAUCUUAAGUGUUUGAAAGCUGCCCGCAAGUUGCUUCACUUCCCUUUAUCCUUUGCAGCGUUUCCAGUUAGGUAAUGCCUCCCGUUUAUUUCAGGGUUUGCUUCAGUUCCUGUUAGCUGACAUUGAGAGCGGGUGGAGUAAAUGCGCGUCGGUGGACGGUUGCAGUCUGUUGUAACAGCCUCAGUACAUGUGACUCAACUGCUUUUGUCUCUUUUAUUGUUAUAGUUCUUUACCGACGAUUUCCACGAGAACUGGACAUAAGGAGAAAUUAUGUAUAUGUCCCUGUUUUCGAUUUUUGUGGUUGCGGCUCUCUUUCUCUCCUGCUGCGACUCUUUCAAAGGCCCUCAUGUGAUCUGUGACGUUUACCCUAAAGAUCUGUACGUAGAACAGAACUCCAGUGUUGAGAUAGUGUGCCAAACGUCCUGUUCAAAUCACGGCAAAGUCUUCUGGAUGCUGAACGGAAAACACAUCAGUGAAAGCCUGUCAAAAACCAUAAACGCAACACACACUGUCUUGUCACUGAGAAACUUCACUCAAUCAAGCGCAGCUGUGCAGUGUCACAGCUCUUAUGGGGAUCAGCUCUUAGGAGGCGUCACUAUAAGGACAUAUUGUAAAAAAAUCUUCUAUAUUUUAUUGAUUAGUAUUGCUUGUCAUUUCUGCCAUGACAUUACAGUCUUUACGUGUUUUUUUUUCUUUGCAGCAAAGCCUAAAAAUAUCACAUGUGUCUUGCAUUAUGAUGUAAAUAAGCCCAACGGCGUGCCUAAGCUCUUCACAUGUUCAUGGGAGCAUCAUAUGGAUUCUUCACAAACAAACUACACCAUUCUUAACAAUUCCUCGGUGGAAAUCUGCAAGUCGCAAGGAGUGAACUGCACACACAAUUCCACACGUUUGGCAGAUGAUAUACUUGAUUAUAUGUACUUUUUUAACUCAUACACAAUUAAAGUCAGAGCAAAAACUCAAUACGGGGAGACGGACUCUGACCCCUACGUGUUUGAUCCACAUAGCAUAACGAAAAUUAAUCCUCCAAAGAAUUUGAAGAUAACUCCCUCGUCGGAGCAUCUGUCGGUAAAGUGGGACCCGGAUGAACCCCGUUGUCAAGUCAAAUACUACAAGACAUCAGAGCCUGACAAAGCCCCAGAGGUUUUGUGGACAAAUCGAUUCAGUGCCACUAUUGAGGAAGUGGAAUCCUGCAUUAACUACAACGUUUCAGUCCGAUGUGCCUCUGAAAGGGGACUUUGGAGCGAGUGGAGCACGGAGAAGACUGCUCUCACCAAACUGAGCAGGAGCCGCAUCAGGAUGGGACUUUGGAGAAAGGUGGCUGAGCUGGGAAAAAACGGAAAGAGAAAAGUUCAUCUCAUGUGGAAGGGCAUUCCUUCAACAUGUAGAGAGGCAUUCGCAGUCAAACAGGUUGCAUACAAUGACAACACAACCACAGGAAAUUACACCUAUACUUCAUGUGGCAGCUCAUCUUGUGAUGUCGAUGUGGACCACCGUUCACACAGAUUAUAUCUCACCGUUUCCGACAGCGGCGCGCUGCUCGACUCGAUUUAUGUUCCAGCCGUUGGAGAUGCGAGCCUUCCUGAAGUUUGGAGCAUCAAAACAACAAAAAGUAGAAUGAGAGGCGUUAUUCAGGUCAGCUGGAACGUAUCAGAGAAACCCGUCAGUAGUUACAUAAUUGACUGGACACAUGAUGGAUGUCGGUACUUCUGGAAGGAGACCACAUUUACUAAUGCAACUCUGUUUGGCCUGUUGCACAGAACACUAUACAGUAUUACAGUAACGCCUCUUUUCAAUAACAUCUCGGGGCACAGCAUCCACGCAAAUCCGUUCUGCUCCAGUAUGGGAGUUCCAGAGGACAUUGAUGUCAAAGUUGAGGAAGUUGACGAUAAAAGUGCCUUUGUGAAGUGGCACAUGAAGUCACAGAACCCAUGCAAUGAUGUUGAUACUUACACAAUCUUUUAUGAAGCACAGGGACUCCAGCACAAUGUUUCUGUGAGUGGUAGUGAAGAUGGAGUUUGGUUGAAGGACCUGAAACCAAACACCCACUACAAUGUCAGGGUUCAGGCCACAGGCGACAAUGAGACUAAUAUGAGCAGCAAGGUGCAUUUCAUAACAAAUAAAUAUGAUCCCAGGCUUAUUAAAGCUCUAAGCAUCUGUGGAGGCAUUCUUGUCGUUCUUGUGCUGUCUAUUGGGUUGACCUGUGCCAUUCAGUGGAAGAAAUUUAAUGACAAGCCUGUGCCAAAUCCUCGUCUCAGUUCUGUGGCGAAGUGGCUGACGCAGAGUCAUGAAAAGGUGGAGGGGUUCUUCCAGCCAACCACAGAUCAAAUUGAAAACCAAGUUGUCACGGGAAAAACUCAAAGAAACCGAGGGGCGCCACUCACUCCAGUCCGUAAUGGUAACGACUGCGACCCAUCGUUUAGUUCUCUACAAGAGAAUGAACCGGAAGAGAGGUUCUCCGAAACCUCAGAGACACAGCUCCUGUCUUCUCCAGAAGGAUCAAUGGUGUUUUCUUCCUCACAGAGCAGCCCAUAUCGCAGUCAGGACACCACGGAGCCUCUGUUGGAAAAGCCAUCCAAGAAUGACUUGGGCAAAAGACAAGAAAAGACUCCAAUGAAGAGUUUAUACAUAAGCUUGAACAUGUUUGAACAAAGUGAUGUUAGGUGAGCGCUGUGGCAACAAAACACAAGGUGAAGUCAAGAUGAGUCACUCAGUACAGAUCUUCAGUGACAACAUGCGAAAAGAUUGUUGCCUACAGUGAAACAGCAUGAGUUGAAAACAUAUGGCCUGUUUUUCUUUACAGCAUGGCGACCUGUCUGUUUUUAAGGGUUUUUCUCAAGACGCCUUCAUUACAUCCUUCUUGCAACUGCUUUAUGGUCUCAAAGCAAAUCUACAACAAGAACGUGUUUGUAGAAUGAAGUUCUCAGAACAUGUUUCGUAGGCUGUUUACUGUACCCACAAACUAUGUGUCAUAGACUGUAUUAUUAAAGAACACAGCAUGUUGAUUGCAUGAUAUAACAGAAUACAGAUUCUAAAAAAUGCAAACGCCUCUUUUAAAAUGCUAGGCUUGUCAU
Messenger RNA from Poecilia latipinna (sailfin molly), 3190 nucleotides. Its product is annotated as interleukin-31 receptor subunit alpha-like. The record is from RefSeq and is a predicted model, not a curated record. Gene Ontology annotation, molecular function: protein binding; cytokine receptor activity. Gene Ontology annotation, cellular component: external side of plasma membrane. Gene Ontology annotation, biological process: cytokine-mediated signaling pathway. NCBI's taxonomy places the organism in Eukaryota, Metazoa, Chordata, Actinopteri, Cyprinodontiformes, Poeciliidae.